Emiliania huxleyi CCMP1516 is the source of this 791-nucleotide messenger RNA. RefSeq lists its product as hypothetical. Gene Ontology annotation, molecular function: ATP binding; cAMP-dependent protein kinase activity. Gene Ontology annotation, cellular component: cAMP-dependent protein kinase complex; nucleus. The transcript is spliced from 5 exons. Gene Ontology annotation, biological process: peptidyl-serine phosphorylation. Bases 37 to 456 code for a protein of 139 amino acids. NCBI's taxonomy places the organism in Eukaryota, Haptophyta, Isochrysidales, Noelaerhabdaceae. The record is from RefSeq and is a predicted model, not a curated record.
CGGCCAUCGACUGACUAACUGGACCGACCCUCCACGAUGUCACAGCUCGCCGACUACCGCCUCCUGGGCGAGCUAGGCUGCGGAUCGCUCGGCCGCGUGCUCCUGGUGCGGCUGCAGUCGAGCCGCACCCUCCGCGCGAUGAAGGUCGUCGAGCGCGGCCAAGUGUCAAGCGCCAAGCAGCUCGCGCAGCUCGAGGCGGAGGGGGAGGUGCUCGCGGCAAUCUCUCACCCGUACAUCGUCAAGCUGUACCACACGAUACGUGACGCGGCGUGCAACUACUACGUCCUCGCCUAUGCCGCUGGCGGCGACCUGAUGGCGCUCAUUCUCCGCAACGGCCGCAUCGACGAGCCCGCCUCGCGGGUCGUCGUCGGGUCGCUCGUCCUCGCCCUGCAGCACCUCCACGAGGAGUACUCGGUCGUCUACCGCGACGUCAAGCCGGAGAGUCCUGCUUGCUGACUUCAACACGGCGCGGCGGCUCGACGACGACACGGACGGCAUCACCGCCAUCGGAGCGCGUCGGAGGAGCCCGACCUCGCGGCGGCCGUCGGUCUUCAGCCGACAAAGCACACCGCAAGCUCGCCAGGCCGCGCGACGCAGCUCGAGCUCGAGAUGGACGCGUUUCACCUGGCGGGCCGCUCCGCCGCCUCGAAGCUGCCCGCCAACUUGCCCCUCUCCCCGCACGCGCGGCAGCUCUGCGAGAGGCUGCUUCGGCUCGAGCCGAGCGCGCGGCUGGGCGGCGGCGCGGCAGGCGCCGCCGACAUCCGCUCGCACCCCUUCUUCGGGUGGGGGGG